AUGGCCGCAGUCAACCUUGCCACCGACUCUCGGCGAGCGCAGUCUGAGGUUGCCUCCUCGCCGUCACUACAAGACCUGGACAAGUCGUGGCGCUUCACGCAGUCGCUGCCUCCGGACCCCUUCUACCCGACCCCGGCCGCGUCGCACAAGACGCCCCGAGACCAGCUCGCGCCGCGCCAGGUUCGGGGCGCCCUCUUCACCUGGGUCCGGCCCGAACAGCAAAAGGACCCGGAGCUGCUGGCCGUGAGUCCGGCCGCUCUGCGAGACCUGGGUCUCAGCGAGGACGAGGCCACGACCAAGGACUUUGGGGACUUCGUGGCGGGCAACAAGCUCUACGGCUGGGACGAGGACAAGCUGGAGGGCGGCUACCCUUGGGCGCAGUGCUACGGGGGCUUUCAGUUUGGCCAGUGGGCGGGUCAGCUCGGCGAUGGGAGAGCCAUAUCGCUCUUCGAGACCACCAACCCGUCUACUGGCGUGCGCCACGAACUGCAGCUCAAGGGCGCCGGACUGACGCCCUACUCGCGAUUCGCCGACGGCAAGGCGGUGCUGCGGUCGAGCAUCCGCGAGUUCGUCGUGUCAGAGGCCCUCAAUGCGCUCAAGAUUCCAACCACGCGCGCCCUGUCGCUCACCCUACUGCCGCAUUCCAAAGUCAUGCGCGAGACCAUCGAACCUGGCGCGAUAGUCCUGCGGUUCGCCCAGUCUUGGCUACGGCUCGGCAACUUUGAUAUCCUGCGCGCCCGCGGCGACAGAGCCCUGAUCCGGAAGCUGGCCACGUACAUCGCCGAGCAUGUCUUUGGCGGCUGGGAGACGCUGCCCGGCCGGCUCAACGACCCGGAUGCGCCUGGCGCAUCGCUGUACAGGGAGGUGGUGAGGAGAAAUGCCGCAACAGUGGCCGCUUGGCAGGCGUACGGGUUUAUGAAUGGCGUCUUGAACACGGACAAUACGUCAAUCUACGGCUUGUCCAUGGACUUUGGCCCGUUUGCCUUUAUGGACAACUUUGACCCGUCGUAUACCCCCAACCACGACGACCAUAUGUUGCGAUACAGCUACAAGAACCAGCCAACCAUUAUCUGGUGGAAUCUAGUGCGGUUUGGAGAAGCAGUGGGCGAGUUGAUAGGCGUAGGCGCCGACGUCGACGACCCUACUUUUGUCGAUGAAGGCGUCAAAGAGGGGCAAGAGGAAGCCAUCGUCGCCCGCGCCGAGAAGCUCAUCACACAGGCGGGCGAAGAAUACAAGGCUGUAUUCCUGGCAGAGUACAAGAGGUUGAUGAUUGCUCGGCUGGGGCUGCGGCGCUUCAACGAGUCCGACUUUGACGAGCUGUUCAGCGGCGCGCUCGACACGAUGGAGGCCCUGGAGCUUGACUUUAAUCACUUUUUUCGUCGGCUAAGCGGCAUCCGGCUGGCAGAUAUUUCGACCGCGGACACGAGGAGACAAAAGGCGUCCGUCUUCUUCCACAAAGAAGGGGCGCCGAAGGUGACCGAGGACUGGGGCGUCGAAGACGGGAGUGUCCCUGCCGCCGCGGAUGAGGAGAGGAUCAGGGCCAUGAAGCGUGUCAAUCCCAGCUUUGUCCCUCGCGGCUGGAUCUUGGACGAGGUCAUUCGGCGCGUGGAGAAGGAGGGCGAGCGAGACGUCUUGGGCCGCAUCAUGCACAUGGCGCUCAAUCCGUUUGAGGAAGAGUGGGAUGGCAGGGUGGUAGAUGGCGUCGCGUGGAAAGGCGAUGCCGAGGAAGAGAAGCGAUGGACGGGCGAUGUGCCGCGGACGGAGCGGGCAAUGCAAUGUAGCUGCAGCUCUUGA
Molecule: messenger RNA, 1794 nt
Organism: Hirsutella rhossiliensis
Lineage: Eukaryota; Fungi; Ascomycota; Sordariomycetes; Hypocreales; Ophiocordycipitaceae
Product: putative ACR, ydiU/UPF0061 family protein
Exons: 4
Coding region: 1-1794 (597 amino acids)
Source: RefSeq, a predicted model, not a curated record